GCGGCUGCCUCUACUACGUGGGACCCAAGAAGGAGGAGAAGCGUGAGGUGAUCGUGGAUCCUGAACGGAGGCGGCAAGUCUUUCUGGAAAGUCAUUUCACUGAAAUUGGGAACCAUCUGGGACAGAAAAAGACCGUGCACCGGAUUCAGAGCCGGUACUACUGGCUGGGGAUUGUGAAGGAUGUUGUGGACUGGAUCAAAAUGUGUGAAACAUGCCAGAACGCAGAGCACAACAAGAACGUGUCACGGAAAGCAAGGCCUGUCAAAGCAGAAUCACCCUGGGAAGUGCUGGGAUUAGACAUUCACGGACCUUUUCCUGAGACCAGCCAGAGCAAUACACAUGUCCUUCUUGUGACCGACUACUUCACCAAGUGGGUUGAGGCUGCUCCUCUGCAGAAGAAAGAUCCCUUGUCAGUGGCUAAAGCCCUAGCUACAGUUUUUUACAGGUUUGGAGCAUCCAAGAACAUUUAUGCCAAUCAGAGCUGGGACUUCUGUGAGGAGGUCAGCCGGCAUUUAUGUGAGCGCUGGAACAUCUCACAGAUCCUCACCCCUGCAGACCCCGCAGACUGCGCAGGCCUGGACGACCGCAGUGCUGAGGUGCUCAAAUCCUCCAUCUGCAGUGUGGUGAAUGAGAAGCCCAGUGAAUGGGACACCCACCUCGACCCCGUGCUUUUUGAUUUCCGCACCUCCAUCAACUCCGUCACGAAGUACACCCCCUUCUUCCUCAUGUUCAACAGAUACGUGUGUCUGUCAUCCGAGGUGGAUUUUGUCAAGGACUCUAAAGAGCACGAGGCUGGCUCCGGCAAGGCAGACGGCCUCCUGCCAUUCACAGCUGCCAUUCAAGAGCAGCAGAAUGCGGUGAAAGAAAUUGUGAUCGCCAACAUGACCACAGCCUACAAGCGGGAGCGGAAGAGUGUGAAAAGGAAAAGUCGGGGCCUGCCCUCUCUUUCCUUCAAAGUGGAAGACAACGUGUUUGGGAGCAGCGCCGCCAGCUCCCUGAAGAAGCUGAAGAAGGGCCAGUUUGUGUCGUUUCAGAUCGAGACAGUCCUGCCACCUGAGCAGAGUAUGUCUGUUGUGAAGAAAACCAGUUAG
Messenger RNA from Antrostomus carolinensis (chuck-will's-widow), 1091 nucleotides. Its product is annotated as gypsy retrotransposon integrase-like protein 1. The record is from RefSeq and is a predicted model, not a curated record. Gene Ontology annotation, molecular function: nucleic acid binding. The annotation marks the transcript as partial. NCBI's taxonomy places the organism in Eukaryota, Metazoa, Chordata, Aves, Caprimulgiformes, Caprimulgidae. Gene Ontology annotation, biological process: DNA integration. The transcript is spliced from 7 exons.